GGGAGCCUAGUGUCACAAACAUUGGAUUAGGCCCUGUCCAAUGAUGAUGCUCACGAGAUUAUUCCAGCAGCCUCUAAAAAAAGCCUUCCCCUUCACUCUGCACUCAGACGGUGGUAGCCCUGGAACCCUGGCUGAGGGUUCCUCUUGCACAUAGUAAUGACAUUUUACCAAAUACUUCUCCUGCUCUCUGUGGCUGUGGCUCCUGUGGCCGCACACAGUUCCCACCGGACGAAAAGAGGGUUACUUGAGCUUGCAGGAGCCAUCAAAUGCAGCACUGGGAGAUCUGCUUUGGCUUACAUGAUGUAUGGAUGCUACUGUGGGUUGGGGGGUGAGGGGUGGCCCCGUGACAGAGCAGACUGGUGUUGCCACAAGCAUGACUGCUGUUACGGAGAUGCAGAACGUCUUGGCUGCUACACCAAAACUGCCAAAUAUCACUGGACCUGCGAGGACAGGGAAGCUGAGUGCGAGAAUUUAGAGGACAAAUGUGAGGAGUUUUUAUGUAAGUGUGACAGAGAGGCAGCCAAGUGUUUGAGAAAAGCACCUUUCAUCCAGAAGUACGCACUAUGGCCGGAUUUUCUGUGCGGCCACGAUCACCCAACAUGCAACAUGUACUGACGCAAUGUAACCAUCUUCAUUUUGAGUGCCUAUUUGUGAAAUAGCGUUAUAAAUACAGCCAAAACUGACUAAAUUAUCAUAUUUUCAUAGUCAUCAUUUUUAUGAGACAUGGUGGUACUUGUUAAGUAAGUGUGUAAGAGUGUGGGUUUAACUAAAGCAGAAAAUUAUAUACAUGUAAAUGCAGAGGUGGCAGACUAUCCAAAAGUUGUACAAGAGUUUACUCAGCAUUACUUCAAUAUAUUUUUACUCAAGUAAAAGUAAAAAAUAGUCGUCCAAGAAACUACUCAAGUAAGAGUAAAAAAGUAUUUGGUAAAAAGUCUACUCAUGUACUGAGUAACUGAUUAAAUUAUUAAUCAUUUAACAUUUAAAAAUCACAAUCAAAAUAUAAAGCUAAAUCGAAAUUUUGGUAUUUUAAGGACAAGGAUGACAAUAGUUCGUGUAAAUAUCAAAAUAUAACAAAAUUAAGCAAAAUAAAAUUUUUCCAAAUCAGUAUCUUUCAAUAGAAAACUUUUGAAACUUUAAUAAAAACAGCAGGUGUGUGUCUGGUGAAUAUUUGGUUAAAACAUUUUUUUUUUUCAUUCUGUGGUUAGAGAAUCCUGACAUUUACUCAAGAGAAGUGAUACUUCAUAAUAAAAUUACUCAAGUAAAAACAAAAAGCAUUCAAAAGUUACUCAAGUAAAUGUAAUUGAAUAAAUGUAACUAGUUACCACUCAAAACUGGUGAAAUAAGCCUUUCCCUUAGUCAAAAGACUAAACUUUUUCAAUUAGCUCUAAGACCAAGUGUUACAGUUCAGGUCACCACUUCCCACAAAGCUACUUUUAUAUGUGGAAGAGGCGUCCACUCCUUCCUUACAUUCUCUGUCAUAUCUUUCAAUGAAGCCUAAAAAAGCAGGGUGAAAUUUACUAAGCUAACAGUCUGAGCUCCUUUAAGUCUGCAGUGAGAUAAUCAUCAGCAGUUAUGUGUUACUGUCUAAAGGAGUGUUCACAACAUAGUUACAGUUUGUUGAGCAAUAGCUUUCCAGUGACUAAGUGAAUAGCUGUCAAAUUACCUAAUUUCCUGUCCAGGCUGUAAAAUAAUCAGGUGAAUGUCGGGUUUUCACAGUUUACUUUGUUCGUCUCAGAAGUUCACAAAAACUUCCUUCCAUGCAGUCCUUCUCCGCAGUAGAGGCUGGAGAUAUUUCAACUUCCAUGAAAAAUUAUCAACUAAUUUCUUGUGCAUGAAAUCUACAUCUUCAGCACUAGAUGGUGCCAAAUCCACAAACAAACUGUGGAAACACCUGAGCAAAAGUUUGACCAUUUCUGAAAUAUUUUUUAUAUUCGUUUAGUUUUUAAAGAGAAGACUGUUCUCACUCUUGAGUCAAAGCCUUUUAGUCCUCUUUCCUAUGUAUGUUCUUUCCAUGUACAUGGAAUGUAAUCUAAAUCUGCCCAGAUGUUACUCAGAGCCCUGUUCUUAUAAAGUCAGGAAAACACAGCUUCUUUGUUAAAAUAGUGCUCUGUCCUUAAGCUUCAAUCGAAAUGAGAGAUGCAGUUCAUGUAAUGUAUCCAGCUAAGAGCUGAAAGUUGAAUGUCUGGGUCAAAGCCUACAAACACUUGUUCAGUUGUUUUGAACCUUCGCCGUACAAGAAAGUCAAAGUUGUAAAGUACAAAAAUAAAGUUAUAUGAAGUUC
This is a messenger RNA of Poeciliopsis prolifica (blackstripe livebearer), 2281 nucleotides long. RefSeq names its product phospholipase A2 group X (gene pla2g10). Gene Ontology annotation, molecular function: calcium ion binding; phospholipid binding. Gene Ontology annotation, biological process: arachidonate secretion; phospholipid metabolic process; lipid catabolic process. The record is from RefSeq and is a predicted model, not a curated record. Bases 157 to 615 code for a protein of 152 amino acids. NCBI's taxonomy places the organism in Eukaryota, Metazoa, Chordata, Actinopteri, Cyprinodontiformes, Poeciliidae. The transcript has 4 exons.